Messenger RNA from Acanthosepion pharaonis, 1581 nucleotides. Lineage: Eukaryota; Metazoa; Mollusca; Cephalopoda; Sepiida; Sepiidae. The record is from the annotation of a GenBank genome assembly.
AUGAGGAUUGGUACAUGCCCAUUGGUAUUCAUAGGUACGGUAUAUAACAUUAUCUAUCUAUCUAUCUAUCUAUCUAUCUAUCUAUGUCAGUCAGUAUCUAUCUAUCUAUCUGAAUAUCAUCAACAAAAUAUAAUACUCGCCAGCGGCGUGAAUAUCUAUCUAUCUAUCUAUCUUCAUCUAUCAGUCUAUCUCAUCUAUCUAUCUAUCUAUCUAUCUCAGUCUCUUCAUCUAUCUAUCUAUCUAUCUAUCCAUCUAUCUAUCUAUCUAUCCCAUCUCUUCAUAUCUAUCUAUCAUCCAUUCAUCUAUCUAUCUAUCUAUCUAUCUAUCUAUCCAUCUAUCUAUCUCUUCAGCUAUCCAUCCAUCCAUCUAUCUAUCUAUCUAUCUAUCUAUCUCAUUUUCAUCAUCCAUCCAUCUAUCUAUCCAUCUAUCUCAGUCUCUUCAUCUAUCUAUCUAUCUAUCUCAUUUUCUUCAUCUAUCUAUCUAUCUAUCCAUCUAUCAUUCAUCCAUCUAUCUAUCUAUCUAUCUAUCUAUCUAUCUCAGUUUCUUCAUCUAUCCAUCUAUCUAUCUAUCUAUCUAUCUAUCUCAUUUUCUUCUAUCUAUCUAUCUAUCUAUCUCAUCAGUCUAUUCAUCCAUCCAUCUCAUCUUCAUCUAUCUAUCUAUCUAUCUAUCUAUCUAUCCUAUCUCUUCAGCCAUCUAUCCAUCCAUCCAUCUAUCUAUCUAUCUCAUUUCUAUUCAUCCAUCCAUCAUCUAUCUAUCUAUCUAUCUAUCUAUCCAUCUAGUCUCAUCCAUCUAUCUAUCUAUCUAUCUAUCUAUCUCAUUUUCUUCAUCCAUCUAUCUAUCUAUCUAUCUAUCUAUCUAUCUAUCUAUCUAUCUAUCUCAGUCUCUUCAGCUAUCUAUCUAUCUCAUCACAGUCUGUUCAGAUCAAUCUAUCUAUCUCAGUCUGUUAUCUAUCUAAUCUCAGUCUGUUCAGUCUCUUCAUCUAUCUAUCUAUCUAUCUAUCUAUCUAUCUAUCUAUCUAUCUAUCUCAUUCUCUUCAUCUAUCUAUCUAUCUAUCUAUCUAUCUCAGUUUCUUCAUCUAUCUAUCUGUCUCUCUAUCUAUCACAGUCUGUUCAGAUCAAUCUAAAUAUCUCUCAGUCUGUUCAGAUCUAUCUAAUCUCAGUCUGUUCAGAUCUAUCUAUCUAUCUAUCUAUCUAUCUAUCUAUCUAUCUCAGUUUCUUCAUCUAUCUAUCUGUCUCUCUAUCUAUCUAUCACAAACUAUCUAUCUAUCUAUCUAUCUAUCUAUCUAUCUAUCUAUCUAUCGCAGUCUCUUCAUCUAUCUAUCUAUCUAUCUAUCUAUCUAUCUAUCUAUCUAUCUAUCUCAGUUUCUUCAUCUAUCUAUCUAUCUGUCACUCUAUCAAUCUAUCUAUCUAUCACAAUCUAUCUAUCUAUCUAUCUAUCUAUCUAUCUAUCUAUCUAUCUAUCUAUCUAUCUAUCUAUCUAAAUGAACACGCGAAUCAACAUCCACUAUAUACUUACACAUCGAAACUUGAGUAUGUGGACAUAUUUUUCUGUCUGCAUCUCUUUCGAUCUGAAUAUGCGUAG